UUCAGCGAUUUGCCGCCAUCUUGAAAAAUAGCACGCCACACUUAGCUGUGGUAAAACAAUAUUAGUAAGCUAAAAGCGGAAAUGUUUCCUUUGAAGUAAACUUUGCCGAAAUCAACUUGGGGAAACAUGGAGGCUGUACGAGCAUUUAACAAUGAGCUAUCUUCAUUGUACGAGACGAGGCCCCCUAUUUCAAGGGCUAAGAUGGCCAAUGUUACCAAAUGUGCAAUCAAGGCUAUCAAGUUCUACAAGCACGUUGUUCAAAGUGUUGAGAAAUUUAUUCUCAAAUGUAAACCAGAAUAUAAGGUCCCUGGACUCUACGUGAUUGAUUCCAUUGUGCGACAGUCCAGACAUCAGUUUGGUCAAGAGAAAGAUGUAUUUGCACCAAGAUUUACCAAAAACAUUGUUGCAACAUUUCAAAAUCUGUUAAAAUGCCCAGCAGAGGAAAGGAGCAAGGUUGUGAGAGUCUUGAAUCUUUGGCAGAAGAACAGUGUUUUUCUAAGCGAAGUGAUUCAGCCUUUACUAGACAUGGCAUCAGAUCCAAAUAACCAACAACAUUCAUUAGCUGCACAAAGGGCAGUUGACAGUGUUCUGGCAUCUGGAGCUAAGCCUCAUCACUCAGAGGGUGGACAAGACACAUCAAUGAACACCUCAAUGCAGGCAGAUGAAGGGGAGGAGAAUGUAGAAAAUUCACUCGCUGCCCAGACAGAAAUGUUGAAGACAGUAACACAACUACUGCAACAGACUUCUCAGGGUUCCACCAGCCUGAGUGCACAACAACAACAGUUGCAGCAGCUACAGCUCCUCCAGCAGCAGCUGAUUCAGCACACCCAGCUAAUGCAACAGUCCCAGCAGGGCACCCCUGUCAUAGACAGCAACCUGUUGUCCCACAUCCAGACCCUGACUAACCAGCUCCUCAAGUCCGGCGACAAACCACCGGAGCCAGGCUUCAACAGGAAGCUACUAGAUUUUGACUAUGGAGAAAGUGAUGAUGAGGAUGCAGGCCAACAUGGGCAAUCACAGCCCAGCAUGUUGAAUGAAACACACAUGAUGCAACAAAUCCAGCAGCUCUCACAGACAAUCCAGAAAAGUGAAGAACUGAACAGACAGAAAAUACUGCAGCAACAACAGGCAGAGUUUGAUCAGCAGAUCGGACAUAUGGGAGGCAUGCCCCCUCAGAUGCAUAUGCAGCAUGAUCCUCUUCAUCACCAGAUGGCUCAUCAGAUGCCCCCGGGGUAUGGCCAUGUAAUGCCCCCUGACCAGGCCCAGCAAAUCUUUCCCCCACAGGACAUUGAUGAGAGACCACACCUGCCCCCUGUCCCCCCUCCGGAUGAGGAGGACGACCAGAGGGACCGUAGAGACAGGGAGGACAGGAGACACCGGCGAUCCAGGCACGAUAGAUCUAGGUCAAGAACACCAAAGAAAAGGAGAAGAUCCAGAUCAAAGUCGAGAGAUCGUCGUAGAAGGUCAAGGUCAAGAGACAGGCAUAGGAGAUCCAGGUCCAGAGAUCGAGAAAGGGACAGGCAGAGAGAAAAAGAACGAGAAAGGAGGAAGAAGGGACUACCAGCAAUGAAGGACCAGUGCUUGUCUAUAUGUUCAACCACUCUGUUCAUUGGAAAGAUUUCCAAAACUACGUCAGAAGAUGAACUGCGAGCAGAACUUGAAAAGUAUGGCAGUUUGGAAUCCAUAAAUAUGAUCCCGCCCCGAGGAUGUGCAUUUGUUUGUAUGACUCGCCGUAAGGAGGCAGCUAAGGCUGUUGACAGAAUGAAAGGAAUGCUGUUCAAUGGUAGUGAACUGAGGGUUGCCUGGGCUCCAGGCAUUGGGGUCAAGGAGUCUGCAUUCAAGGACAAAUGGGAUGUUGAGGUCGGGGCGACCUACAUCCCUUGGAGCUCUCUACCUGAGGAUCUCUCCAGUCUGAUUGAUGGUGGCAUUAUAGAUGAAGAUUCAUUGCCUGAAAAUCUUAAAGGAAUAACUUUAGGGAGAGAAAAGCCUGAUGCACAGGAUGAGCCCCCACAACCACUGAUGAACAGCACCCAGAUGCCUCACACUCAGGUCCAGCCCCUCCAACCAGUCAACAUGCCUCCUGGGGGGCCUCCCCCAGGGACCAUGCCACCUCCUCUACCUGGUGCAGGUGUAAUGCCCCCAGGAAUGUUGCCAAGAAUGGGCAUGAUGCCCCAGAUGAUGGUACAGGGAGGUAUGCCCCCACCCCAGAUGUCUGGAAUGCCCCCUGUUGUUCCCUCAGUCUCAAUGACCAUGAGCACAGGAAUCCCCCCAGUCCCUGGUCAGGCGGGAAUGAUCCCACUUCCUGCUGGAAUGCCACCAGGAGGAAUGCCACAAGUGGUACGUCAUCCUGCCACAGUGGUCAGCACUGGAGUACAGUUCUCACAGAACAUGACAAUGGGAACUCAACCCAUGAUGGCAGUUCAGCGUCCAGGACUCCCUCCAGGGGCUGCAUUUCAGAGGUUUUCAAUGCCACCUCAGGGAUUUCUUAGGCCCCCUCAGCCAAACUUUGACCCAAUGAAGCCUUCAAUGCCACCAAACCGACCUCCGUUUGACAUGAUGCAAGAUUCCAAAGACAAACCACCAUUGCCUGGUCAAGACUGGCAGCAAAAACCUGACUUUGACACAAGUGAAAAUAUGGACCUAGAUGAACGUGAUUCAAAACCAGAAAAAAAAUCUAGGUUUAGUGAUGCAACCCCACCUGACAGUUUUAGUCAGGGUGGUCCCCAAAUGGGGCCAGGAAUGGGGAUGAUGGGACAAAUGAGACAUCCAAUGGGAGGAGGAAUGGGUCCAUCUGGUGGAAUGAGGGGACCCAGACCUUUAAUGGAUGCUGGAGGCCCUCCGAAUAUGGGGCCUAGAGGGCCACAAGAUGGACAGAGAUUUAAUUCUCCCAACAUGAUAGGAGGCCCACAGAGAGGGGGAUUUGGCGGUCCGGGGGGUCCACCAGGAUUCAGAGGCAAUAGACCAUUCCAAAGAUUUCCUGGACAGUUCAUGAGGCCUGGAUUUAGGGGGCCUCCAGGUGACAUGAUGAGACCUCCAUUUGAUGGUCCUGGGGGUGAGGAAGGAAAUGAAAUGGACAAUCCUCCUGAUGACCACGAAAGUGAUCACAAACGUAGGAACUCUGGGGAUCGCUGGAGAGACGACCGGGACGAUGAUCGGGAUGGAGACUACAGGGAUUACAGGAGGGACGACUGGAGAGGAGGCCGGGGCAGAGGCAGGGGCAGGGACUUCGGUGGCCGGGGAGGAGGGCGCCGUGACUUUGACCGGCGAGACAGAAAUCGGGAUGACCGUGGGGGAAGGGACAGAGAUUAUGACAGAGGGGACAGAAGGAAUAGAGAUAGAGAAGACAGAUAUAGAGACAGGGAUGACGGUUUCCGUGACAGGAACAGGGAUCGAGAAGAUAGAGGGGAUUGGCGUCAUAGAAACGAUGAUGACAGGAGCAGCAGUAGAAAGGAGGCCUCUGCCUGGGGCAGUGCCUUGGAAGAAAUGAUGAAAACUGUUGUGAUUCCACCACCAGGUGACGGAAACGCAGAGCAAACAGAUGACAAAGGACCUACAGAAGAAGCAGCUCCUGCUCCCCCGGUCACUAUUCCAGCGGUUCCAGUCCCUCCCACUCUGGAGGAACCGGCCAGCGUGGGAGACAACAAUAGUGAAGAGGUCAGUGGUGGAGGGAACAGUAGCGAAGCAGAGUUUGUUCCUCCUGUAGCACCUGCGCCACCAGCUGAUGACAUUGUUAAACAUAACGGACCAGAAGUGACAAGUGAUAGUGUUCCUAACGGGGAGGAUAUAAUCCCUCCCGCUCCUGAACCCGAGAUUGUGACAGAGAAAAAAGAAAAAGUGCCGGAUGAUUUAGAGGAGGGAGAGAUUGAGUGAUGCUUGUGUGCAUUAGGUUCAUCUUUCAGUUCUUAGGUCUUAUUAUGCAGCAUGGUGUCAAGAUUUUUAUGAUCUCCUUCAUAGUUUUGUGAAGUUUGGAUACUUGUUCAUAUGCAGUUCAUACUUACUGUUUUUUAACAAGCAGAUGUUUGAAUUAAGAUUAAUUAUUAAUGAGCCAUUAAGUAAAAUGUGCCAUUGUAAAUCUGCAAGAUAAAUGCAUUCUUGUAAGCACCAAGUGGAAUUUGAUUAUAAAAAAAAAUUGUGUAUAGAAUCUGAUAUUCAAGCAUUUUAAUUAAGGAAGGUUUCAUUUGAUAAAUCCCCAGCAAUGUAUUUGAAUUACCGUAGGUGUAUGCUUUACAUUUCUUGCAAACAGGAACAUAUUUAUUGUUAUAAAGUGCAUUAAGAAGCCACUUUACUAAAAUCCUGUUGUUUGACAAUUACAUUAAAGUAUUCCAGAUGUUGUUGAGUUUUCCACAUGUAAAUUGUGUCAUUUUUAUUCUGUUCAUACACACCAAUUUUAUAUAAUGAUGUGGCGAACUUAUUUUUUACCAAGUUGAAUGUUGUAUGGAGACUAGUGAAUGGUGUGUAAGGAUUGGAUAUUUUGUGCAAGGGUGUGUUAAAGAGAUGUGUGCUCAAAUGGGUGGUUAUUUACAAACCACAUAAAAUAAAAAAUAACUAAACAAAUUCUGUGCUUGACUUUGUACACUUUUUUUCCUCUCAUCUGUUUACAUUUUGCUGGCAUUAUUCAUUAAUUGUUAUAGUAUUCACUUUCCACUCAAGAAAAUCUGAAUCAUUGGAGUUGGAAUGUUACAAAUCUACUUAAAGCUUCUCAAAGUGAAGAUAAAAAUAUAUUAGGAAUGUAAAUUCCAGAGAAAUUUCGGUUUGUGAAAUAAGUGUUCUAUUACGUGGUUAGAGUUGAGAUGUAUCAUGUUAGAUGAGUUAGAUGAGUUAUUACAAGAACAGGUAAUGUAAUCUACAAAAAGAGGAGUUGAGAAUGGAAGAAUCCUAGCCGGAAGUGCACCAGACAGGAAAUAGCAGACCAGCGGAUGUGAACGGUUUGUACCGUGGACUUGACUAUUAUAGAUGAUUUAAUGUUUUGUAGCUUGUUUUGAUAUGUGUAAAUAAUCAUGUGGUAUCCAUUCAAAA
Magallana angulata is the source of this 5016-nucleotide messenger RNA. Its product is annotated as SR-related and CTD-associated factor 4-like. Bases 127 to 3870 code for a protein of 1247 amino acids. NCBI's taxonomy places the organism in Eukaryota, Metazoa, Mollusca, Bivalvia, Ostreida, Ostreidae. Gene Ontology annotation, molecular function: RNA binding. The record is from RefSeq and is a predicted model, not a curated record. Gene Ontology annotation, cellular component: nucleus. The transcript has 17 exons.